Molecule: messenger RNA, 993 nt
Organism: Chanos chanos (milkfish)
Lineage: Eukaryota; Metazoa; Chordata; Actinopteri; Gonorynchiformes; Chanidae
Gene: alx1
Product: ALX homeobox 1
Exons: 4
Coding region: 1-993 (330 amino acids)
Biological process (GO): positive regulation of transcription by RNA polymerase II; negative regulation of DNA-templated transcription; embryonic skeletal system morphogenesis
Molecular function (GO): DNA-binding transcription activator activity, RNA polymerase II-specific; RNA polymerase II transcription regulatory region sequence-specific DNA binding
Source: RefSeq, a predicted model, not a curated record
AUGAUGGACUACUUGACCGACAAGUUUGCCAUGAAGAGUCAACCGAUUAAAAGCAGCGAUUACUACUUGGGAUCGAGUGGCGGUCUGGACCAAGUUAUGGAGAGUUUAGACAGUGUGCAAUAUUAUAGCAAAACUUCGCCAAAGUGUGCUCAGGCCUUCUCUCUCCACAACAGCGAUCACACACGGAUGGAUAGAUCGUCUCCAGCUGAAAACCAAAACACGAAUUAUUGUGCCCCUAAAACUGAGGAGGACAGCCUGCACCCCGAGCUCAGCAGGCCGAUGGAGACUUGCUGCAACUUGAGAGCCUCACCAGUGACAACGGGUCAGGAAAAAACGGACUUGGACGAAAUUGGAGAAAAAUGCGACAGUAACGUUUCCAGCAGCAAAAAAAGACGGCACCGUACAACUUUUACGAGUGCUCAACUCGAAGAACUGGAGAAGGUUUUCCAGAAAACCCAUUAUCCGGACGUGUAUGUACGAGAGCAGCUGGCCAUGCGGACAGAACUCACGGAGGCUAGGGUUCAGGUGUGGUUUCAGAACAGGAGGGCGAAGUGGAGAAAAAGAGAACGCUACGGACAGAUUCAACAAGCCAAAAACCACUUUACAGCGACAUAUGACUUAUCAGUGUUGCCACGGACUGACAACUACCCCCAGAUUUCCAACAACCUCUGGACUGGUCCUUCUCCAGGCAGUUCAGUGGUAUCAUCCUGUAUGAUCCCACAUGGGUCUCCCCCUUGCGUGACUUCACCAUACCCCCACUCACCUCGUGCUGGAGAACAUGGUUAUGUGAGCUUCCCCAACCACCAGCAAAACCAGUUUGGCGUCAAUCACGUCUCCAUCAACAACUUCUUUGCUGACUCUCUCUUGGCCCCGUCGCCCAAUGGGCACGCAGCGUUCGAAACUAAGCCCGAGUUUGAGCGACGCUCCUCUAGUAUUGCGGUGUUGCGCAUGAAGGCUAAAGAGCACACAGCCAACAUCUCCUGGGCUAUGUGA